Rotaria socialis is the source of this 1059-nucleotide messenger RNA. NCBI's taxonomy places the organism in Eukaryota, Metazoa, Rotifera, Eurotatoria, Philodinida, Philodinidae. The record is from the annotation of a GenBank genome assembly.
AUGAAUUAUAAUGAUGAUUAUAAUCCAUUUGCUGAUUCAUCAAUUCGACAAGCAACAGCUGCAGCCUUUCCAAAUCAGCAAGCACAUAAUGAUUAUAAUCCGUUUUCUAAUACAACUACAGCGGUUCAACGCGAAAUACCUCCGCAAUAUCCGUAUGUUGCAGCUGCACCUCCACAACAUCCGAAUAUUGCUGCUGUGUUACCACCACCACCACAAUACCAGGCACCUACAACAGCACCUACUCCUCCUCAACAACCAACAUCAACUCGCAUUGAUCUUAGUCAACUAGAACGACAACAAGCUGAACUUGCUGAACGUGAAAAACGAAUCACAGAACGUGAACGAACAUCAACAGAUCCGACAAAGAUUUUAAAACGGGAAAAGAAUUUUCCACCAUUACCAAAAAUAUGUCCAUGUGGACCAUGUUUUUAUCAGGAUAUAAGUAUUGAAAUUCCAAGCCAAUUUCAAAUCUGGGUUCGAUAUCUCUACUAUUUAUGGUUGGCUUAUGCGGUCACACUAUUUUUGAAUAUGAUUGCUGCAUUAUCUUAUUUCUCGGUCGAUAAGGAAGGUGCAACUACAUUUGGUCUAUCGCUUGUUUAUCUGGUUCUUUUCGUACCGGCAUCGUACGUUUGUUGGUUUCGACCAAUUUAUCGAGCAUUCAGAGAAGACAGUGCAUCGAGCUUUAUGAUCUUUUUUCUGAUCUUCUUCAUACAAAUCAUCAUAACAAUAUUACAAUUUUUUGGCGUUGCCAAUCUUGGAUGUGGCUUCACAUUGAUGAUUAAAUUAUUUACGAGUGGCGGAAGCAAAAUUGUAGUUGGUCUCAUCGUAAUGAUUGUUACAGCAUGCUUUGCUAUGCUUGCUCUUGCCGAUGGUUUAUUAAUGAUAAAGGUUCAUCGAUUGUACAGACUAUCAGGCGCUAGUCUUGAGCAAGCUCAACAGGAAUUUCAAUCAGCUUUUGUAAACAAUGAAACUGUUCGCGGAGCAGCACGUGAAGUGGCAACGGCCGGUAUCAACGAUGCACUACGCCCAAACGAUAAUCAACAACGGCCAAUUUAUUGA